AUGACUGAGCGGAAGGCAAAGGAUCCCCGGGCUCCCCACGUGGCGGGCAGAGCGGCCUCCCCCACCCAGGUCGGAUCCCCUCUGCUGGGACGCCGGGACACAGGCCCCUUUCAGGCGAGUGAGACCUCGGACGCGUCGCCUGCAACCUCGGUCAUACCCCUCUCCCUGGACGGGCUGCUCUUCCCUCGGCCCUGCCAGGGUCAGGACCCAGACGGGAAGACUCAGGACCAGCAGUCGCUGUCAGACGUGGAGGGGGCGUAUUCCAGAGUUGAAGCCACAGAGGGUGCUGGAGGUGGCACCUCUAGACCCCCAGAAAAGGACAGCGGACUGCUGGAGAGCGUCUUGGACACGCUACUGGCGCCCUCGGGUCCUGGGCAGAGCCACGCCAGCCCGCCCGUCUGCGAGGCCACCAGCCCUUGGUGCCUCUUUAGCCCCGAGCUUCCCCAAGACGCCCGGGCUGCCCCUGUCACUCAGGGGGUAUUGCCCUCUCUCAUGAGCCGACCAGAAGGCAAGGCUGGUGACAGCUCCGGGACGGCAGCUGCCCAGAAAGUGCUGCCCAGGGGCCUGGCACCGUCCCGGCAGCUGCUGCCCCCGACGACCGGGAGCCAUCACUGGCCCGGGGCCGCAGUGAAGCCCUCUCCGCAGCCCCCUGUGGUGGAGGUGGAGGAGGAGGAUGGCUCCGAGUCCGAGGGCUCCGUGGGUCCGCCUCUGAAGGGCAAACCCCGGCCUGCAGGAGGUCCAGCGGCCGGAGGAGGAGCCGCGACCGCUGCUCCAGGGUCAGCCGCAGGAGGCGUCGCCCUGGUCCCCAAGGAAGAUUCCCGCUUCACGGCGCCCAGGGUCGCCCUGGCGGAGCACGAUGCGCCAGCGGCGCCCGGGCGCUCCCCGCUGGCCACUACGGUGAUGGAUUUUAUCCACGUGCCCAUCCUGCCGCUCAACUCGGCCUUCCUGGCCGCCCGCACCCGGCAGCUGCUAGAGGGAGAUAACUAUGACGGCGGGGCCGCAGCAGUCAGUGCCUUUGCCCCGCCGCGGGGCCCGCCCUCG
Messenger RNA from Lipotes vexillifer (Yangtze River dolphin), 1041 nucleotides. Its product is annotated as progesterone receptor-like. The transcript has a single exon. The record is from RefSeq and is a predicted model, not a curated record. Gene Ontology annotation, cellular component: nucleus. Gene Ontology annotation, molecular function: DNA binding; nuclear steroid receptor activity; steroid binding. NCBI's taxonomy places the organism in Eukaryota, Metazoa, Chordata, Mammalia, Artiodactyla, Lipotidae. The annotation marks the transcript as partial. Gene Ontology annotation, biological process: steroid hormone receptor signaling pathway; regulation of DNA-templated transcription.